CUGCAUUGGUACGCAGACUAGAGGCCAGUGUGUCCAGUGGCCUCAGGUUAGAGGCUGCUCUAUAUGAGGCCAGGGAACAAUCAGCUCAGCUGCAGGAGGAAGUUACUACUACUGCUAGUAACUAUGAGGCCCAGCUCAGCACAAUGUCUGAACAUUUAGCCAACAUGAAUGAAAAAUUGGCACAGCAAAAAGAAGUCAUUGAUCAGCUGGAAUAUCAGAUCUCCAACAAGAAAAAGGGGAAGAAAUGAUGAAGUUCAUAGUUAAGGUCUGGAUCACCUUCAGGUAACUGACAUAGGCAUUUCAGCUCCCAAUUUAUUUUGCAACCAUCAUAGACAAGUUAUUAUUCUGUUGUUUUAAGGUCUUGUUAUUUUUUUAUUGCGCUAUAUCUGUAUAGUAUAAUUAUUUAGUUAUCACCAUUGUACAAAGCUCUUUAAGGGAUAUUGCAUACAAAAAUGUAUGUUUUGCAGUGUUAUGUCAAUAUUGUUAAUCAAUUAAUUGUGAUAUUUAUUUGUGAAAUGUAGAUAACUAUAUAUUUUUAUAGUGUAUAGGUACUGUAAUAGGAAAUUCAUUCAUACUAGUUAAUUACUGUAUUUUUAUUUAUAUCCUAAACUAUAAGACUUAAAGUCAACUUAUACGUACUGUAUAUCAUAUUUUUAAAUACUUUGUAACUUUACCCGCAAAUAUUGUACAACCAAUAGAGAUGAAACACUGUUUUAUUCUAUUCAAUAUUGAUAGCAAAAUCUGUUCUGGAUGUAUUGGGUCAAAGAUUUGUCAUUUAGAAAAUACUAAAGGUUGAUUAAUAAGUUUAUUUUAAUGGUAAACUAUAGCAUUACAUUGUAUUGCCAUAAUUUUAAAGUGAUGUGAUGUGGUUUUGCAUAUUUUACAAUCCAACUAACACCAGAAAAGAGUGUUAGUCCAGUCUUCAGACUGCAACUAGCCACGAGGAGAAGUCACUCGAUAAACACUUCCCACAGUUGUGGGUGCCACAGUAUGCGUAGGGAUGUGGCGACCCCAUCGCUCAGUCUUCAGACUGCAACUAGCCACGAGGAGAAGUCACUCGAUAAACACUUCCCACAGUUGUGGGUGCCACAGUGGCAGCGUAGGGAUGUGGCGACCCCAUCGCUCAGUCUUCAGACUGCAACUAGCCAUGAGGAGAAGUCACUCGAUAAACACUUCCCACAGUUGUGGGUGCCACAGUGGCAGCGUAGGGAUGUGGCGACCCCAUCGCUCAGUCUUCAGACUGCAACUAGCCACGAGGAGAAGUCACUCGAUAAACACUUCCCACAGUUGUGGGUGCCACAGUGGCAGCGUAGGGAUGUGGCGACCCCAUCGCUCAGUCUUCAGACUGCAACUAGCCACGAGGAGAAGUCACUCGAUAAACACUUCCCACAGUUGUGGGUGCCGCAGUGGCAGCGUAGGGAUGUGGCGACCCCAUCGCUCAGUCUUCAGACUGCAACUAGCCAUGAGGAGAAGACACUCGAUAAACACUUCCCACAGUUGUGGGUACCGCAGUGGCAGCGUAGGGAUGUGGCGACCCCAUCGCUCAGUCUUCAGACUGCAACUAGCCACGAGGAGAAGUCACUCGAUAAACACUUCCCACAGGUGUGGGUGCCACAGUGGCAGCGUAGGGAUGUGGCAACCCCAUCGCUCAGUCUUCAGACUGCAACUAGCCACGAGGAGAAGUCACUCGAUAAACACUUCCCACAGUUGUGGGUGCCCAGUGUGAUGAACCUAAGAGAUUGUUUAAAUUUACCGAUGAUUUUGUUGUCAAAAAUUAUUAAUCUAGACAGUUAAAUUAAAUAAGUUAUCUACGUCUAUUGUUGGAAAAUAUUUUUUACUACAAACAUAUUGAUAAUCACAGCUUUUUUUACACCAAUGAAAUCACGGGUGACAACUGCUAAGAUGUCAUGAUCACAAGGAUAUUAUUGAAAUGUUACUGGUAAUGCAGUGGAAGAUUGAUCUUGGAUCUUGCCACAAUCUUAGGACAUUCUGAAUGUCCGAUAUUAUCAAAUUCAAAUUUACGAAGUACCUAACUUCCUUCGAAUCGACGGUUCCUGGAUACAGCUAUUAAGAAUAGCUGGAAACUGGUAUUAAGAAUCUGAAUCAGCUCUCCACAAAUGUUUUAUUUUGGCUUAGGUUUAUCACAUUGGAGGGUGUUAAUACUGAUUUUAAAAUGCAUUAAAAAGUUUUAAUCACCUUAAAAUAUGACGAUGAUGAUGAAAUGAUGAUGAUGAUGAACUAGGUGUUAUCAGACUGGUUUUUGCUUAGAAAGAUUUUUACCAAAACUCUGCUUUCAAUAUAUUUUUUAUCUUUAAAUUAAAAUUGGUAAUAAAAAACUUUUAGAAGAAAGUGAUUUAAAUUACUUGUAUGUAAAAUGCUAAUGGAAUCACAUAUCAUCUAAGCUACACAGUCUGAAAAUACUCAGGAUGGAAUUCUCAGUGUUCAGUGUUAUCAAAAUGAAGUGAAUCCACCUAUGUGUAUUCAUUGGACUGUGCCAACAUUGCAUGAACCUUGAGGAGGAUCCUGAUUAACUAACCCACCACAAGGUGGAGGGUUACUCUUUGUUUUCAACACCGGAAAAAAUAUGAUUAUUUCUAAAUUCAUGAAGAAAACUUCUUUAAGUCCUGUCUUACUGACAAAGUACCUUAUGUCCACUUUUAGGCGCAAAGUAAUUGAUUUUUAAUAUAUUACAUCAUCCAAUCUGGCAUAAGAACUGUAAUUUUUUUUUUUUUUUGUAAACUGGUUUGCGUUUUUUUUAUUUAUUUCAUAAAUAGCUUUUGCAAACAGCUCUAUGACUAAGGUGUAAGUAAUUGUGUAGAAAAAAAGGAGUAACCUUAUCCUGAGCAUUAUUAGCACUCAGCUUUUAUCUCAGAGAGAAGAGGAAGAAGAAAGAGAAAAGAAGAAGAAAUUUAACACGUUAAGCACCUGCUUGCAGGUGUAGCAGCGUGUUCGUGAACUUGGAACUACCAAGUUAGUGGUCUGACAUGGUAAUUCUAUCUUCACAGGCCAGUCCUUGGCUUAACUGUACAGAGGUUGAACUGGACAGCAUCUUCUGUUAAAUACAUGAAAAUCCUUGAUGGAAAAAGGAGUUCUUGUAUUUCUAUGUCCAUAUUAUAGAUUUAUAUAAAUGUAUAACCCACUCUUUUAUAGUCCUCGCCACCCUAAGUUGAGGCAGCCCAAUGGCUGCCUCAACUUAGGGUGGCGAGGACUAUAGUGUAAAUGUAACGAAUGCUUUUAAGUCUUCAUAGUUAAAUUAUGUUAAAGCCCCUUUUGAAAUAAAAAUCCAGCAUCUUAAAAAUACCUCACAAUAAUAACAAUUCGUCAUUUAAAAUGCUUCAGUUGGAUUUAACAACCUUUUUAGGGAACUGGUAAAUAUUACAAAAAUAUUAAAUAUUGACAACUUUUGCUCAAUACAUCCAUCCAUUCCAGUUAUGUAACUUAUUAAACAAAAUUACUUUUGGGAACAGAUUUGAAUUUGUAACAAUACACUUAUUAUUAGGAUUUAAGUAGUUUAGAAAAUAAAUACUCAGAGAGUUGCAGCUUAAGUUUAACCAGAAAUUCCUAAACUGUCUAGUUAAUUAUUCAAUCAUAUUCCUUUAGCAUAAGAAGUGUUUUAGGCUACUGUAAAAUUUUAAGUAUAAAGAAUAAUAUCACUCAUUGAAUUAUUUAGCUUCCUCUAGUUACUUUAACGAUUUUGUCCUCCUUUUGAGUUAAAUUUGUUUGGUAUGUAGCCUAUUGUAUCAAUAAAAAAAUAUUGAUUAAAUAAA
This is a messenger RNA of Macrosteles quadrilineatus (aster leafhopper), 3767 nucleotides long. RefSeq lists its product as uncharacterized. The coding region runs from base 991 to 1794 and encodes 267 amino acids. NCBI's taxonomy places the organism in Eukaryota, Metazoa, Arthropoda, Insecta, Hemiptera, Cicadellidae. The record is from RefSeq and is a predicted model, not a curated record. The transcript has 2 exons.